AUGUCGAGCCUCCCGUCGAAGAAACUUCUUGACGAUCUUUACACUCGAUUUGUUGUGAACGGCCCCGAGGAAGAUAAAAAGUCUUUCAAUCGACUCAUGUUUCUUGUAGAGAGUGCUCACUGGUAUUACGAAGAUACCGUUGUCGAAAACGACAAAACCCUAAAGUCGCUGUCCUUUAGAGAGUUUACUUGCCUCCUAUUCAACAACUCUGAUCUGUUGAGACCUCAAGUUGCAAACAUGGAUAGGAUAUUCAGAGACUUUG
Messenger RNA from Eruca vesicaria subsp. sativa (arugula), 262 nucleotides. The record is from the annotation of a GenBank genome assembly. NCBI's taxonomy places the organism in Eukaryota, Viridiplantae, Streptophyta, Magnoliopsida, Brassicales, Brassicaceae.